UCGGUACUAGAUCUAGCAUGUUGACCAAUUUCGCGGAAGCAUACAGAGGUCAUGAAUAAAAAGGCUGCUGUACACAACACACCGUCAAGUAGUCUGCACUUCAGAAUGUAUAGCAGACCUUUACGCGUGCACCCAUUCAAGUUAUCCGACAUUGUGCCCGACGCAGAGCUUCUCGCUACCUUGGAAGCAGGCGAGCAACUCGUAGCUAAAGCUGCUGCCAUGAUUCGUUUCCGGGUUUGUACUGUGCCUGCUCUGGCAACGACCCUCAACUUUAUAUGCCUCUUUGGUUCAACUACAAGCUUCUCUAUAGCGAAGCAUUCUUAUAGUGGUUGGAUAUGGCCGUUCACAUCACAGCGUUGCGUGAUCUCGAAUAGUUUGCGCAUUUGACGACUAUGCCAUUGACUAUAUGCCAGGACACGAAGAAAUUGUCGCCCAGUUUGCGUUCCAU
This is a messenger RNA of Laetiporus sulphureus 93-53, 448 nucleotides long. RefSeq lists its product as uncharacterized. The transcript has a single exon. The record is from RefSeq and is a predicted model, not a curated record. Lineage: Eukaryota; Fungi; Basidiomycota; Agaricomycetes; Polyporales; Laetiporaceae. The coding region runs from base 52 to 387 and encodes 111 amino acids.